UAACAAUUAGGUUUUAUAUUUUUUAACAAUAUUUCUUAAUAUACAUGGAAAAUGAAGACGAUCUAAACGUAAUCAAACAGCAAUGGAUUAGGGAACAGUGUGAAUUGAAGAAGAAUCUAAUCGAGGAAGAUACAUAUAACUGGUUUCAAAAAGAUCCCAACGGUGAAGAGGAAAUUUUGCUGAAUUAUGUUGGUGGUGUUGAUAUUUCCUUUGUGAAAGGCGAUGAAAAACAUGCUUGUGCUGCAUUAGUGAUUUUGUCAUACCCAAAACUUGAAAUUGUGUAUGAGGAAUAUGAUUUUGUUCACUUAACCUCACCCUACAUACCACAAUUUCUGGCGUUUCGUGAGGCAUCAUUUUUGAAUGACCUUAUAACAAAACUGAAGAAGAACAAACCAGAACUACUGCCUGAGGUCAUAUUUGUUGAUGGAAAUGGAAUUUUGCAUCCAAGAGGAUUUGGCGUGGCAAGUCAUCUUGGCGUUAUUUCAAAUACGUGUACGAUUGGAGUUGGGAAGACGUUGUUUCAUGUUGACGGAAUUGAGAAGAAUCGGAAACACUUAGAAAAAAUCAACCAAUUACAAAGGGCUGGCGACUCUUUCAAGCUUGUCGGUAACUCCGGGAAGACAUUUGGAGCGGCGUUUAAAAGUACGGAUGCUUCAAGAAAUCCAAUAUAUAUUUCAAUUGGUCAUAAAAUAAGUUUAGGAAGUGCACUGAGAAUAUGUGGGCUGUGUUGCAAGCAUCGCGUUCCAGAGCCUAUAAGACAGGCUGACAUUCGGUCUCGCGAGUUUCUUCGUCAGAACUACGAAACCAUGGUAACAAAAUGUUGUGCCAACGAGGAACAAUUGGGAUCUCACGGAGCAAAAAAUGAUGCAACAGACUGCGACAGUGAGGGGGGAUGGUGGAGCUGGUGUCAAAUACUUUAAUAACUAAUACGACUGGACAAUUAGAUAAACGUAAUUUGAAUAAUAAUAAACCCACUUACGAAUCAGUAAUCUUUUUAAAUAUAUGGUCUAGUUAUUACACUGCAAUUUAUACGUCUCAAAAGCGCAAACCUUUGGCCAGCCUUUCUAGAAUCUAGCAAACUCAAAUGUCAUUACAUCAUUAGCUACUGAAAACGUUAGAAAAAGAAACGUUUUAGGGUAAAUAGGUGUUGAAACAAAGACGUUUAAUGUAAUACCAUAGAUGUCUUGCUUCCUUCUGGAAAAAUCUCAGCCGGAAAUCGCUAUAAAGUUUUAAGUCUCAAUUCAAUACAAUACGAGGGAAAUAUCUUCACAGGAGUCUUGCAGGAUGUAUCCAUUUCUAAUGGCUUA
Dendronephthya gigantea is the source of this 1307-nucleotide messenger RNA. Its product is annotated as endonuclease V-like. Gene Ontology annotation, cellular component: nucleolus; cytoplasm. The record is from RefSeq and is a predicted model, not a curated record. Gene Ontology annotation, biological process: DNA repair. The coding region runs from base 45 to 920 and encodes 291 amino acids. The transcript is spliced from 8 exons. Gene Ontology annotation, molecular function: single-stranded RNA binding; RNA endonuclease activity producing 5'-phosphomonoesters, hydrolytic mechanism. NCBI's taxonomy places the organism in Eukaryota, Metazoa, Cnidaria, Anthozoa, Malacalcyonacea, Nephtheidae.